AUGUCUGAAAUUACUUUAGGUCGCUACUUAUUCGAAAGAUUAAAGCAAGUCAAUGUUAACACCAUUUUUGGUUUACCAGGUGAUUUCAACUUGGCUUUGUUAGAUAAGAUCUACGAAGUUCCAGGUAUGAGAUGGGCUGGUAAUGCCAACGAAUUGAACGCUUCUUAUGCUGCUGACGGUUAUGCUCGUGUUAAGGGUAUGGCUUGUUUGAUUACUACUUUUGGUGUCGGUGAAUUGUCCGCCUUGAACGGUAUUGCUGGUUCUUAUGCUGAACAUGUCGGUGUCUUACACGUCGUCGGUGUCCCAUCUACCUCUUCCCAAGCUAAGCAACUAUUGUUGCAUCAUACUUUAGGUAAUGGUGACUUCACUGUCUUCCACAGAAUGUCUUCUAACAUUUCUGAAACUACCGCUAUGGUUACUGAUUUGGCUAAUGCCACAUCUGAAAUUGAUAGAUGUAUUAGAACUACAUAUGUUACUCAAAGAACCGUCUAUUUGGGUCUACCAGCUAACAUGUUCGACUUGAAAGUCAAGGCUUCUCUAUUGGAUACCCCAAUUGACUUAUCUUUGAAACCUAAUGAUGCUGCUGCUGAAAAUGAAGUCGUUGAAACCAUUUUGUCUUUGGUUAAGGACGCUAAGAACCCAAUUAUCUUGGCCGAUGCUUGUUGUUCCAGACACGAUGUCAAGGCUGAAACUAAGAAGUUGAUUGAUAUUACUCAAUUCCCAUCCUUUGUUACACCAAUGGGUAAAGGCUCCAUUGAUGAACAAAACCCAAGAUAUGGUGGUGUCUACGUGGGUACUUUGUCCAACCCAGAUGUCAAACAAGCCGUUGAAUCUGCUGAUUUGAUCUUAUCUGUCGGUGCAUUGUUAUCCGAUUUCAACACUGGUUCUUUCUCUUACUCUUACAAGACAAAGAACGUUGUCGAAUUUCACUCUGAUCACAUCAAGAUUAAGUCUGCUACUUUCCCAGGUGUUCAAAUGAAGUUUGUCCUACAAAAAUUAUUGAAGGUUAUCCCAUCCGUUGCUAAGGGUUACAAGCCAGUCGCCGUCCCAGGUAGACCAGCUCCAAACAAACCUUCACCAGCUAAUACUCCAAUGAAGCAAGAAUGGAUGUGGAACGAAUUGGCUAAAUUCUUCCAAGAAGGUGAUGUUAUCAUUACUGAAACAGGUACUUCUGCCUUUGGUAUCAAUCAAACUCCAUUCCCAAAGAAUGCAUACGGUAUUUCUCAAGUCUUAUGGGGUUCCAUCGGUUUUGCUACCGGUUGUACUCUUGGUGCUGCUUUUGCUGCUGAAGAAAUUGAUCCAAAGAAGAGAGUUAUCUUAUUCACUGGUGAAGGUUCUUUGCAAUUGACUGUCCAAGAAAUUUCCACAAUGGUUAGAUGGAACUUGAAGCCUUACUUGUUUGUCUUGAACAAUGCUGGGUACACUAUUGAAAGAUUGAUUCAUGGUGAGAAGGCCGGUUACAAUGAUAUUCAACCAUGGAACCAUUUGAAUUUGUUGGAAACUUUCGGUGCUAAGGAUUAUGAAAAUCACAGAGUUUCCACUACUGGUGAAUGGGAAAAAUUGACUACUAACAAGGAUUUUAACCAAAACUCUAGAAUUAGAUUGAUUGAAAUUAUGUUGGAAGUUAUGGAUGCUCCAUCAAACUUGGUCGCUCAAGCUCAAUUAACUGCUUCCAUUAAUGCUAAGAACUAA
Messenger RNA from Naumovozyma castellii, 1692 nucleotides. RefSeq names its product alpha-keto acid decarboxylase family protein. The transcript has a single exon. The coding region runs from base 1 to 1692 and encodes 563 amino acids. The record is from RefSeq and is a predicted model, not a curated record. Lineage: Eukaryota; Fungi; Ascomycota; Saccharomycetes; Saccharomycetales; Saccharomycetaceae.